AUGGCUUUUACAGCACGACUGGAACGGGAGGAAGCUUUUCUGGUAACCAGCAACAUGAAAGCGUCGACCAAACUUCACAGCGUGACUGAACACCGCCCGUGCUUCGCUGCUCGUAUGUUCACACUCUUUUUUAAGCGGAGACCAUCCGCGGAUGAAAGUCGGCCUAAGUCUUGGUCAGGACAGCCAAAUUCUACGCCUGUGGAGACCUCUGUUCGCUACAGUGUCAAUAGCAUGGAUUUACGUGUAUCUGGGUCGAUGAUCUCAGAAUUCACGUCUCGAAAUGCUGACGACGACGACGAUACUCAAGACUCUAGUUGGCGACAACGGCAAGCACACUGCUUGAAUUGUGGGCGUUUGUUCUUCGUUUCUCUGUCGAUGCUAAGUUGCAGUUCUACGCGUUUCUGCUCGCUAGACUGUAAAACUACUUUUGAGUACGUGAAACAUCUUGAGGAUUUGCUCGCUGUGGAGAUAUUGUGGACUAGCAGCUGCAAUAGUUCGCUCGGAUGA
This is a messenger RNA of Peronospora farinosa, 507 nucleotides long. The record is from the annotation of a GenBank genome assembly. NCBI's taxonomy places the organism in Eukaryota, Oomycota, Peronosporomycetes, Peronosporales, Peronosporaceae.